Molecule: messenger RNA, 365 nt
Organism: Racocetra fulgida
Lineage: Eukaryota; Fungi; Glomeromycota; Glomeromycetes; Diversisporales; Gigasporaceae
Source: the annotation of a GenBank genome assembly
UCCCUUGUGUUUUUCGCUCCGAUUUGGUAAAACAUCGGACGGGAUUAUUGAUUGGAGCGGCCGGCGGUCGGGAAGGAGAAAUAUUUGCACUUUUUAGUUCGUUUGCGGACCGAGAAAAAAUCCGGGGAAAAAAUGCAAGACGUAAAAGAAUUAUUACCACGGCCGAAGCACUAGAUAUGCUUAUUAUUGCUUCUCAUAAUGUUCAUUAUUGCGAGAAAAAGGAAAAAUUACUCAAACAGAUUAUUGUGGCUAACGAGGGGAUGAAUAACACGAAACAUUAUCUUUAUUACGAAGCGACUUGGGAGGGAAAACAAGAUAGAUUUGCUGAUUUGCCACUCCAACACUUACUUACUCUGGAAGAAAUG